AUGUCUGGCAUGGAAUACGAGAACGACAAUGGUCGAUAUGACGACGCGGCCCGUUACGACCGGGACCGUAGCGCGUCUCCUCGUGGCAACGGCCACUCAGCGGCCCGCAAUCGCAGCAUGUCUCCAAAUGCUCGCGCCGAUGCACGCCCCCCCGUCGACACUCGUAUGAAGGGUGCCGAGGACGAACCUGGUGCAAUCAACAGUGGCACCAACCUCUUUGUCACUGGCAUCCAUCCUCGCCUCACUGAAGCCGAUGUGUCUCGCCUUUUUGAGAAGUACGGAGAGGUUGAGAACUGCUCCAUCAUGCUGGACCCCCAUACUAAGGAAUCUCGCGGUUUUGGCUUCGUAAACAUGUGUACUCCCGAACAGGCUGAAGCUGCUAAAGAGGCAUUGCAGGGUGAGUCCAUUGAAGGGCGAACUCUGAGCAUCGAAAAGGCUCGCCGUAGUCGUCCCCGGACGCCUACUCCUGGAAAGUACUUCGGACCUCCCAAGCGCGAUUUCCGUGGACCACCUCGUGGUGGGCGCUUUGAGCGCUAUGAUGACCGGCGAGGUGGCUAUGGCUACGGCGGUCGACGCAACGACGACGGCUAUCGCCAUGGCCGCUACGAUUCUUACAACGAUCGUAGCCGUGAGUAUGGCCGCCGCGAAUACCGCGACGAUUACGGCUAUCGUGGCGUCGAUAGAUACGCGACCUCCGGACGCGAAGAGAGAUAUGGAGGUAGAGGAGACGACCGUCGUCGUGGUGGCUAUCAUGAUCGAGAUGAUGCUCGCGCUCAGACUGCGUCGGCUUAUGCCAGUGCGCCUCCCCAACGUGAGUCGCGUGAGCCAUAUGGAACUCAUCCCGAUGAUAACCGUUGGAAUGAUAGACACGGCGCCAGGAAGAUUGUAAAACUUCACCUGGUGCUACAAGAGCUUUCCAAAUCAUCAACCAAUGUCACCAUUUGUGCAACCAUUCUCAAGACUAAAUAUCAAGGGAGAAGCUCCCUCUUCCUCGUCAACCCUGCUAUACUCAAUCGAUCUGGGUAA
Ophidiomyces ophidiicola is the source of this 1026-nucleotide messenger RNA. RefSeq lists its product as uncharacterized. Gene Ontology annotation, cellular component: spliceosomal complex. NCBI's taxonomy places the organism in Eukaryota, Fungi, Ascomycota, Eurotiomycetes, Onygenales, Onygenaceae. The coding region runs from base 1 to 1026 and encodes 341 amino acids. Gene Ontology annotation, biological process: positive regulation of mRNA splicing, via spliceosome. The record is from RefSeq and is a predicted model, not a curated record. Gene Ontology annotation, molecular function: RNA binding. The transcript is spliced from 5 exons.